Molecule: messenger RNA, 5737 nt
Organism: Peromyscus eremicus (cactus mouse)
Lineage: Eukaryota; Metazoa; Chordata; Mammalia; Rodentia; Cricetidae
Gene: Htr2a
Product: 5-hydroxytryptamine receptor 2A
Exons: 3
Coding region: 1102-2625 (507 amino acids)
Biological process (GO): chemical synaptic transmission; G protein-coupled receptor signaling pathway, coupled to cyclic nucleotide second messenger
Cellular component (GO): plasma membrane; dendrite
Molecular function (GO): G protein-coupled serotonin receptor activity; neurotransmitter receptor activity
Source: RefSeq, a predicted model, not a curated record
GGUCUGGGGAAGGAGACAGACUAGAGCUGCUUAUUCUCCUGGAAACCCGGGAGCGACUUGGUGCGCAGACAGCCCUUCCUACUUUGCCUGUGGCUCUUUUGUGUGACUUUGAGAGGGGCUCCCCGGUGACUGAUUCCUCCCCGCGGCGUGCCUGCUGAGGCUCUGGGAGGGAGGACCGGAGUGAGCAGAGCAGUGGCCAGAGGCAGCCAGCACAGACCUCCCUCAACUGCUGGAACUGGCGUGCAGUUUCUGAAGUCAGCAGAAACAGAAAUCAAAUUACUAUCAUCUCCUGCUGCUGGGAGCUCAAGGAGAAGGGGAUUCCACACCGGCUCAGUCACCACCAUGCGACAGGCGAGUCACAGGAUAGCGGACCCUGGCGACAACGAAUGUAAGUUCUUAAGCUGCUGUCUUUUACUGCUGUGGGAUUUUCUCUCUGGUUGAAGUCACGCUUGGCCACGAUGCCGUCAUUGCUGUGAGUAUUUCUGGUGUGGAAAGUUCUCUGCUGCUCUUCGGGAUGCGUUUUCCUUCCGUUAAGCAAGCCACAGACACGAGCUCAAAUUCCUGAUCGCCGCUGCGGCGUUUCUGCCUGAGUCUAAGAAGGGUAACCCAAGUGUAUCCAGUUACUAUGGGAUUAACACUGCAUGGGUUUUUAAUGGAUUUCCUUAAUACAGAGGGCACACAGCCCUCCCUGCCGAUUUCGGAUUGCAUGCUGUUUUAACUUUGUGAUGGCCGAACUCGUGAAAUCAGCACGUUUAACCCGAGAAUUAGCUGAAACAGAUUCCCACCGGUCACAAAACUUUUCUUCCUUAACCAGGAACACGUUUGUGUCCCCAAACGCUCAAAACUGCUUUUUUGCCUCUGCUUCAUUGAGAACUUACAUCUCGACAGUGGACUCUUCCUAGCGCUGUGAAGGGAGGCAGCGUCAAGGGCCAUCACACUUCUGGAACUCUUACUAUGGGAGAGGAAAAAGCAGCCGGAGGAGCCACACAUGGUCUCCACUUCAACGCGUCUUAGAGCCCAGGACAUAAAGAUGAAUGGUGAGCCUGGGCUGUGACUUGCUAGUCUCUCCACACUUCAUCAGCUACAACUUCCGGCUUAGACAUGGAAAUUCUCUGUGAAGACAAUACUUCUCUGAGCUUAAUUCCAAACUCCUUAAUGCAAUUAGAUGGCGACUCGAGGCUCUACCAUCAUGACUUCAGCUCCAGAGACGCGAACAGUUCUGAUGCAUCGAACUGGACAAUUGAUGCUGAAAAUCGAACCAACGUUUCCUGCGAAGGGUACCUCCCACCGACAUGCCUCUCCAUUCUUCAUCUCCAGGAAAAAAACUGGUCUGCUUUACUGACAGCUGUAGUGAUUAUUCUGACCAUUGCUGGAAACAUACUGGUCAUCAUGGCAGUGUCCCUAGAGAAAAAGCUACAGAAUGCCACCAACUAUUUCCUGAUGUCACUUGCCAUAGCUGAUAUGCUGCUGGGCUUCCUUGUCAUGCCUGUGUCCAUGUUAACCAUCUUGUAUGGGUACCGGUGGCCUUUGCCUAGCAAGCUCUGUGCAGUCUGGAUUUACCUGGAUGUACUCUUCUCUACGGCCUCCAUCAUGCACCUCUGUGCCAUCUCACUGGACCGCUACGUCGCCAUCCAGAACCCCAUCCACCAUAGCCGCUUCAACUCCAGAACCAAGGCCUUCCUGAAAAUCAUAGCUGUCUGGACCAUAUCCGUAGGUAUAUCCAUGCCGAUCCCAGUCUUCGGAUUGCAGGAUGAUUCAAAGGUCUUUAAAGAGGGGAGCUGCCUGCUCGCGGAUGACAACUUCGUCCUCAUAGGUUCUUUUGUCGCAUUUUUCAUCCCCUUAACCAUCAUGGUGAUCACCUACUUCCUCACUAUCAAGUCACUUCAGAAAGAAGCUACCUUGUGUGUGAGUGACCUCAGCACUCGGGCCAAAUUAGCCUCCUUCAGCUUCCUCCCUCAGAGUUCUCUGUCAUCCGAAAAGCUCUUCCAGCGGUCCAUCCACAGGGAGCCGGGCUCCUACGCAGGCCGGAGGACGAUGCAGUCCAUCAGCAAUGAGCAAAAAGCAUGCAAGGUGCUGGGCAUCGUGUUCUUUCUGUUUGUGGUCAUGUGGUGCCCCUUCUUCAUCACCAACAUCAUGGCCGUCAUCUGCAAAGAGUCCUGCAAUGAAGACGUCAUCGGAGCCCUGCUCAAUGUCUUUGUCUGGAUUGGUUACCUCUCCUCCGCUGUCAAUCCACUGGUCUAUACACUGUUCAAUAAGACUUACAGGUCUGCCUUCUCACGGUACAUUCAGUGUCAGUACAAGGAAAACAGAAAGCCACUGCAGUUAAUUUUAGUGAACACUAUACCGGCGUUGGCCUACAAGUCUAGUCACCUCCCGGCAGGACAAAAAAAGAACUCACAGGAAGAUGCUGAGCCCACAGGUAACGACUGCUCUGUGGUUACAACCGGUAAUGACUGCUCUGUGGUUACAACCAGUAAUGACUGCUCUAUGGUUACAACCAGUAAUGACUGCUCUAUGGUUACAACCAGUAAUGACUGCUCUAUGGUUACACUAGGAAAACAGCACUCAGAAGAGAGUUAUACAGACAAUAUCAACACCGUGAACGAAAAGGUUAGCUGUGUGUGAUGGACUGGUUGCUGUGAUAACUGCACUGGAACUGGUUGUUACUCUUGUGUGUAGGGGGCGGGGAUAAGGAGGCUGGGACACAUCAGACUACUCCAGUGACUCAACAGUGUCCACAUGCCUCAUUGUGUUCUGUGUGUGGAGAGCCGGGUGUCACAAAAUGUGCACUUGACAAUGUCCUGACAGCAUUUGAGGUAGGAGUGUUGGUUUUUAUCAUUGUCCUUUUAACAUUGUCAAUGAGAUCUUUAAGACCAUUGUCCUUUAUUGUACAAUUAUAAUGAGGCCUAAAAUCAAUCUAAUUUCUAUUAUCAAAUAGAAACCUUGCUGCCAUGCUGUUGAUGGGUGGCAUGGGAGUGAGUUGGUGAGCUAUUAUUGUACAUAAAAAUAGCUAGAAAUACUGAAAAUAAUAAAUAGCCUCUUUUUUAAAAAAUAAAAAGCAUUUAAAAUUCACCAGGAUGCAUAUUUUGAAAAUAAAAAAUAGUAUUAUGAAAUUUGUAUUGCUAAUAUAAUUAAUUGAAAUACUUGACAAUAUUUUUCAUUCUUGCCUUUUCAUAGACACCAUUUUGAAAUGUUCACAAGAUCGCUGGCAUUUGCUGCGUUUGUCAUUUAAUUCUUGGAUGUGGAAGGGUUUUAAAUGUUAUUCAAUGACGCGCUGCUUUCUCUUCUACUUCUUGGGCUUUACCUGAAUUUGCAGUGUGGUCUUGUUUCGUAUCUUUUCUUCUCUGUGAACUAUCAAAGGAUAAUUUCGCUUUUUGAAAUACAGUUCUAGAACUCGCUUCAAAGGAACAGCAUCCUGGAGGUAUUUGGUCACUCACUAUGGAACCACUGCACUGCGCAUGCGCCCUUUUAGCUGCGACCAGUGCGUAGAGUUGACUGUCACAGCUAAAAAAUAAACUCAGGUUUCUCGCUGUUAGCAGUAGUUUCUUAGGCUAUUUCUGUAAAAAAAAAAAAUCAAGUGACUUUCCUAUUGACACUUAAUCAGGUAAAAGUGAUGUUUUCAAAGGGCUGGGGAUGUAGCUCCAGUGAGUGCUCACCUAGCAUUCAGGAAGCCCUCCCUAGCUUGGUUCCCCGGUACUGAGUUAACAGGGCAUGGUGGUGCAUGCCUGUAAUCCCAGCACUUGGGGGGUGCAGGUGAGAGAAUCAGGAAUUCAAAGUCAUUCUCAGCUAUUUAUCAAGUUUGAGGUCAGCGUGGACUGCAUGAAAUACUGUCUCCAAAAAGCAAAUAAAUAAAUAUAGGCUUUUAAAAAAUUGAUACUUUCACAAUAAUGUAUUUAUAUUAUUUAUUAAAAUGGGUUAGUUUGGUUCCACAGUGAUCUACUGACUGUAUCUUAUGAGUGGAACAGUUUCUUAGUUAUUAAGGAUAUAAAAAUAAAUUUGUAAGAUCUUUGCAUUUAAAAAAUGCCAAUCUAAUUGGUUGUUGUCCAAAAGUAUGAACAGAUUUAUUUUGAGAAUCAACCAGUUCAAUUUUUUUCUUACCUGAUUCAGAAAAGAGUUUGUAUCCAAUAUUUUUUUUCUGUUUUUCUCAUUUGCCAAGCAGGCAAGGAAAUGGGAAAAUAUCAAUUGAAUCAAGGAUUUCAACUAAUAUAAACACCUCAUACUGGAUCCAGUUUGUGACUAUUUAAAGCAAUAUUUCUGUUCCUUCUCUCUAAAACUACAUUCAUUUUACACUGAAAGACACUAGCUCCCAACUAAAAAGCAAAUAUCAGUUACCAUGAUGUUUUGUAGACAUGGAUACUACGGACUAACAAAGGUCAGCCACAGUCCACCUUGACACUGUAAUGCCCAAGGGUGAAUUGUGCAUUACUGUUGGAACAGACAAUAGAUACAGGGUAAAAUCUGAAAGAUUUUUUAUUGAAUACAAAGGUGUUUUGCUGUAAGCCUUUGGGAAAUGUUACAGGUUUGGGAAUUAAAAGAAUGUAGAAACCUUUAUUAUGUAAGUUGGAAAUGCAUUAAGGUUUUCCCAAAUGUGUCCUUACAGGUGCUUUGAAUGAUGGUCAUUGCUUCAGACAUAGACUUUAUAGUGUGUCACUAGUACUGAGGUUGUAUUUGAAAGGAGUUAGUCCUUAAUGAUUAGAUCAUAAUGACUGAUAAAAAUAGAAGUGUUAAGAAGUCUGCUCUAAUGUGUUUUGCCUUAGUUUAAAACUCUAUACAUGUCAAUAUGCAUUAAGGAAAAGAUUACAGAUUCUAUCCCAUGAACUUGAUUCAUCAGAAUAAACAUAAAUGCUGCCUGGCAGAUGUCUUUUGACUACACAUAUAUUACCAGUGUGUAUGUGGUUUUUCUCUCUGUAACUAUCUAUUAAAGUGUAUAUAAGAAAAUGUGUACCUGUAUAUAUGUACAGACAUGUUCCCAUGCACUUUAUUCAAUAUUUAUAUAUUUAUAUGGAAGAAGAGCAAGUCAGUGAAAACAUACACUUGUGCAUGUUUGAACCAUGUUGAUCUAAAUGUGAAUUCAUCGUCUAGUAUUCCUAUGACCGUCCAUGACUACCAAAGGAGGUUACUGUGUAACAGAGAUACCCUUUAAAUAAACUGGAAGUUGCUUUAAUUAUAUGGAAAAAUUUUAACACCAUUCUAUCAGGGUGUUGAAAACAAUAGUCUGUGUUCAGUGUAUUAAUCUUAAAUUGAAUGGUAACUUAAGGCCUCUCUUUAGUCUGGGUACUUCCUGACCUCUAUGGCUCUUUAGAUACACUCCUCUCCAAAAUAGGGGGGAAAAUGACCAUCUAAUGAUUUAUGGAUCCAUGAUGAAAGGAUUCAUGUCUAGUCAAUACUACUAAAAGAGUGACAAACUUCACUCUUCUUUAAGUUGAAUGAUAGAUUCUUGUAGAUAUAAGGUACUUAGUGCCAUAGUUAAGGAAGACUCAGUUAAAGCUUCUAUCAUCUAUUUGGCCACAUCGCCAUCUCAUGGUCAGUUUGGGAAAUGCUACCAUAGUCCAAUCAAAUCCUGACUGGGCUGCUUUAGCAAAAGGGUUCUCCUAUUUUGUGCACUGAUAAAAACAUAUUUAUAAAGUGGUGUUAUUCUGUGCCAUAUGUAACAAAUACAGUGGAGAUUUAUUUUAUGUACUGAUUUUAAUCUAUUCUAAAAUAUUUCAAGAGUGAAUGAUUAAUUGCAAAUAAAGUA